AUGCACAAUGCUGCUGCUGCUGCUGUUGUUGUUGUUGCUGCUGCUGCUGCUGCUGCUGCCAAUACUACUGCGUGGCUAGAGACUGCCGUUGAGGGGGCCUGGGGUGAAAAUGGGCAGAACAAGUGCCGGUACAAUACAGACAAGAAGGAAGAGGAAAUGGGCAGAACAAGUGCCGGUACAAUACAGACAAGAAGGAAAGGGAGCGGGUUGCUAAGAACUGACACUGCUAUUGAUACUGCUACUGUUACUGCUACUGUUACUGUUCCUGUCACUGCCAUUGUCACUCCUUUUCUUGACACCUGUCCCCCUCCCCCUUCUCUCCAUCUGCCUUGCUGGCCCUGGUGCCCUUGCUGGCCCACCUUGGUCGUCGUCGUCGUCGUCGUCGUCGUCGCCGUCGUCUGUCUGGCCAUCUCCUCCGCUCUCAGGCCAGGCCCGCCAAAAACUUUUCCGCUGCCGACUCGACCUCAUUUCCCACCCCCAUUCCGUGCAGCCUUCGCUCCGCCCGGCCGUUUUUCGCUCUCCCUUAGCCCUGCUGCCAUUGGCCGUUCCUUCCUAAUUCGUCGUGUUUUAGUUGGGCAAUCACUCGGUGCUGCGGCCAAAGUCGACUUCCUCCUCCAUCUUUCUACCGCACCGCAUCCCCAGCCUCGCCGUUUGCUGUCCCUCGGUCGCCGCUCCUUCGCUCUCGGUAUCACCAUGUCCUACUACAACGAGCCUUCGUGGUCUGCCCCCGCCCCCGGGCGCCAGGCUUCGUGGGAACAGUCGCAGCCGCCUUCACGUUCAGGUACCGGACACAGUGGUUACAACGGCGGGGGUGCACCCAUUCACAUGGACACAGGCGCCAGCUCGACCGUCAACAGAGACGAGCCGACUGCAUUUGCCUCCCAGUUCGACGAAGUCGACCGCGCCGCCGAAAACCUCGCCAAAAGCGGAAAGCCCUUUGGUCCUGGAUUCCCCCCGACCCCGCUGGGCAACAGCCGUCGCGAGUCGAUGCCCAUGAUGGGCGGUGUGGCUCCUCGACCCUUCCCUGACUAUGACCAGCGCAUGGGCGGUCCCCAGCGCCAUCACUCGGUGAGCGAGUACGACGGCGCCAGAUCGCAUUCGGCCUCUAACGCCCAGGGCUUCUACCAGAACCAGCGCUAUGCGCCACGACCCAACGAUGCGGAUCAGAUGGCCCAGGCAAAGCGACGGAUGGCGGCACAGCGCGAGCGCGAACUGCGCAACUAUCAUCAGGAGCAGCAAUACCACAGAAACGUUUCUGGCUCCAAGUCGGACCGCUCCAUGAGCCCCAAUGCCAUGAAUGAAGAAGAGCGCCGCGAGCUCAUCGCCCGCCAACACCGUGCCCUGUACGGCGAGACGUCGACCUUGUAUAAUAACAACCCCACCUCCAGCCAGGACGUCCGCGUGCAAACAUCACAAGCUGGCCGCGGCCCUUCUCCUCUCGCUUUUGACCCCUUCGGCAUGCAGCCCCAGAGCAACUCGUCGGGUGAAGCCGCUGUCCAAAUGCCCCCACGGGGCGACAAGGAUGUUGCAGGUGGAGCUCAGGAGGCCCGUGCCAAUAGCAAUUCCUCUCCUUCCUCCAACCAGAACCCGGCCUUUGCCCUGUUCGAUGCUCAGCAAUCUAGCCGUGCCUCGAACUCGUCACCGGGUGGCUCUCCCCCUGUGCCAGGGCCCAAGGCCAACAAUGGUUCCGGCGUGGCCCCGAUCGGCACUCGUCCCCAGAACCAGAGUCUGCACCAGCCGGCAAAUGCUUCCAUGAGCAAACGUACGACCUCACCUCUGCCCUCACCCCUGGGCUACAACUCGUACAAUGCCAGUGAGCAGACCACCUCUGCUCCUAUGAAUCCCUCGUCGACGGCUACCGACAAGGGCGUCGGUAUUUGGAACAAUGGUCCCUGGAGCAACACCCCCAACCAGGGUGUACAAGCUUCCGUCUGGGGCUAA
Plenodomus lingam JN3 is the source of this 1941-nucleotide messenger RNA. The record is from RefSeq and is a predicted model, not a curated record. NCBI's taxonomy places the organism in Eukaryota, Fungi, Ascomycota, Dothideomycetes, Pleosporales, Leptosphaeriaceae.